ACUAUCGCUUUACAACAAAAACGAAUAACACAAGAACAAAUUUAAUCCAAAAGCCAGUUAAAAGUGCUCCAUCACGUCGCUCACAAAGUUAUUCGGUCGCCUAAUUAGACGCACAUACGCGGUCGGUGUUAAUAAAGCGGAUACAAGUAAAAUUAUGGUCGUCACACACAACGUAAAGGGCUGGGAGGAGUUCGCCAAGAAGAUGGAGGAGCUGGAGACCGGCAACAAUGCGGUUCAUGUGUUGUUCAGCGGAGGCAAGGAUGAAAACGGCGAAAGCUGGUGCCCAUACUGUGUCAAGGCUGAGCCGGUGAUACACGAUGCUUUGAAGAAGGCCCCCGACAAUUCGCACUUUGUGCAUGUGGAUGUGGGCGAGCGCGCCUACUGGAAGGAUUUGAACUGUCCCUUCCGCAAGGAUCCCAAUACACAUUUGAUUUUCUUGCCCACGUUGCUGCGCUGGAAGCAGCCACAGCGCCUGGAUGGCGAGCGCUGCUCCAACAAGGAUCUCGUCGAGAUGAUGUUCGAAGAUGAGGAUUAGUUGCUGUCUUUUACUUAAAUAACUUUAUUGAGCACUAAUUAAAGGCUCCUCCCCCUUACUCUCCCUCAGUAA
Molecule: messenger RNA, 607 nt
Organism: Drosophila guanche
Lineage: Eukaryota; Metazoa; Arthropoda; Insecta; Diptera; Drosophilidae
Product: thioredoxin domain-containing protein 17
Exons: 3
Coding region: 155-535 (126 amino acids)
Cellular component (GO): cytosol
Molecular function (GO): protein-disulfide reductase [NAD(P)H] activity
Source: RefSeq, a predicted model, not a curated record